Molecule: messenger RNA, 690 nt
Organism: Camelina sativa (false flax)
Lineage: Eukaryota; Viridiplantae; Streptophyta; Magnoliopsida; Brassicales; Brassicaceae
Product: arabinogalactan protein 22
Source: RefSeq, a predicted model, not a curated record
GAACACAAUUAACCGUUACUCUCGUUAAUCCUCUAAAUUUUUAAUAAAAUGACAACGCACCAAACCAACGAGUGAUUAGAGAGAGUUUAAGCUGUCUUGACCCCACGUUCUCUGUGGCAUGUUUUGUCGUUUUGGCUAUUUAACCAAAUCGUUUAGGUUGCUCUGUUCUUCUAUCAAUCGGGUCAUUUUUUUUUUCUUUAUUUCUGGUGAGAUAUUACGAAACCACCAAGAAAAAAGAUUCCUUCGCCGGAAUAAAUCACCGGAGAUAAAGAAAAAGAAUGGCGUCCCUGAAAUUUCCUUUGGAGAUUCUCGCCGUCUUCGUAAUCAUCUCCGUGAUUCUUUUGCCGAUUGCUCAUGCUCAAUCUUCUUCGCCAGCUCCCGCACCCACCAGCGACGGAACAUCGAUAGAUCAGGGGAUAGCGUAUGUUCUAAUGUUGGUGGCGUUGGCGUUGACUUAUUUCAUUCACUAAAACGUGAUGGAUCCGAUCAUUUUGUUUGUUGUCAUCCACAAUGGUUUUGCUUUCUCCUAGUAAUUAAUUUUGUGUUCUCCAACUCUUCUUUUUCUAUGGUUUGUGACGUGAGAUUUGUAGAAAGUCAAAAGUAGGUUUUGGUCCUCAUGCUUUGUUCUGUUUUUGUUGGUUGGUUUAUUCAUGUAAUUUAUUUGUUCUUGUUUAAUGGAAAGCGUAAUUA